AUGCUGUUACUUGUGGCGGUAUGUGUGGUGGUAUGCCAUGCAGCUCCUGUCGACAACAAUGACGCUGAAGCAGCCAAAUCGAAACGAGGUCUCCAUCUAGGCAUUGGUUAUCAUGCACCGCUGGUCUCACACUCGUACAUUGCUCCAGCUCCAGUUAUUGCCCAUGCACCAAUUAUUGCCCAUGCCCCACUGAUUGCACACGCGGCACCCCUCUACACUUCGCAUCAUAUCCUGCCAGCCUAUCAUUCAUAUCAUCACUACAAGUAA
This is a messenger RNA of Musca vetustissima, 267 nucleotides long. RefSeq lists its product as uncharacterized. The record is from RefSeq and is a predicted model, not a curated record. The transcript has a single exon. Lineage: Eukaryota; Metazoa; Arthropoda; Insecta; Diptera; Muscidae. The annotation marks the transcript as partial.